Messenger RNA from Nomascus leucogenys (northern white-cheeked gibbon), 1973 nucleotides. RefSeq names its product claudin 14 (gene CLDN14). Gene Ontology annotation, molecular function: structural molecule activity. The record is from RefSeq and is a predicted model, not a curated record. The transcript has 3 exons. Gene Ontology annotation, biological process: cell adhesion; bicellular tight junction assembly. Bases 900 to 1619 code for a protein of 239 amino acids. Lineage: Eukaryota; Metazoa; Chordata; Mammalia; Primates; Hylobatidae. Gene Ontology annotation, cellular component: plasma membrane; bicellular tight junction.
AGCAGAAAAGCCCAAAGCAGUGUGAGGACAACCGCCAGGUGGUGGCUCAGAGGAGGACACAGUCGCUGUGGGCAGGUGGUCAGGGCAUAGGAAGGAAUGAGCUCUGGAUUUUUAGUAAUCUACAACAAUCAGGCAGUUCCAGGACACAGGGAAGUGACUGUGAACAGCCAAUGGACCCGGAGCCGACAGCCUGGGCAGGUGUAGGCUGGACUAUGGAUGCCCUGUAACCCUGCCAGGCUGGGAAGGGGAGGCCUGAUCCUGAGGGCGUGUUAGGAAGGAGAUGCCCAGGUUCAGGUGUAUCGUGCAUUUUUUUUCCACAGUGCAGAAAUGACAUUUCUGGUUGGUCUUGAAUGUCUGCUCUGGCCAAGCCACCUCCUCUCAUGCUAGCUAACCAAGUGGCACGUGUGCCCACGCAGGCCGUUCUAAGGAACACUGUAAUUGUCUAGACAAUUUUCUCUCAAAUACUCCAUCCUGGAAGCAUCCGGUCAGCAGAAGAGGGAAGGCAGGAGGGUGGCAGCGUCCCGGCUGAGUCCUCUUGCACAUGGGAGCUGGAAUCCAGCCAGGCUCCAGAGCGGCUCUGGCUGGCAAGGGACCUGAACAGGAAGAUGGGACUCGAGGUUUUCUGCAUGUGUGGAAGUGCGCAUGCUCGUCUACAGCUUUCCUGGAAGAAGAAAGAAACAAAAACUGAGAUUUAGAACAGCAGGUCUGUUUCCACCGGCGGCCACUCUUGGGCACUGGAGAUCAGCAAGAGCUUUGUUUUUAAAAGGCUCUUACAUGGCAGAUAUUCGCAGAGGCAUCAGGGCUACACUUAAAUGAAGGGCUCCAGCUGGCACCUGAGGAGCGGCGUGACCCCGAGGGCCCAGGGAGCUGCCCGGCUGGCCUAGGCAGGCAGCCGCACCAUGGCCAGCACGGCCGUGCAGCUCCUGAGCUUCCUGCUCAGCUUCCUGGGCAUGGUGGGCACGUUGAUCACCACCAUCCUGCCACACUGGCGGAGGACGGCGCACGUGGGCACCAACAUCCUCACGGCCGUGUCCUACCUGAAAGGGCUCUGGAUGGAGUGUGUGUGGCACAGCACGGGCAUCUACCAGUGCCAGGUCUACCGGUCCCUGCUGGCGCUGCCCCAAGACCUCCAGGCUGCCCGUGCCCUCAUGGUCAUCUCCUGCCUGCUCUCGGGCAUAGCCUGCGCCUGCGCGGUCAUCGGGAUGAAGUGCACGCGCUGUGCCAAGGGCACACCCGCCAAGACCACCUUUGCCAUCCUCGGCGGCACCCUCUUCAUCCUGGCCGGCCUCCUGUGCAUGGUGGCCGUCUCCUGGACCACCAACGACGUGGUGCAGAACUUCUACAACCCGCUGCUGCCCAGCGGCAUGAAGUUCGAGAUUGGCCAGGCCCUGUACCUGGGCUUCAUCUCCUCGUCCCUCUCGCUCAUUGGUGGCACCCUGCUUUGCCUGUCCUGCCAGGACGAGGCACCCUACAGGCCCUACCAGGCCCCGCCCAGGGCCACCACGACCACUGCAAACACCGCACCUGCCUACCAGCCACCAGCUGCCUACAAAGACAAUCGGGCCCCCUCAGUGACCUCGGCCACGCACAGCGGGUACAGGCUGAACGACUACGUGUGAGUCCCCACGGCCUGCCUCUCCCCUGGGCCUCUGUGGGCUGGGUCCCCGGCAGGACCGUCAAUGGAGGCAGGGGUUCCAGCACAAAGUUUACUUCUGGGCAAUUUUUGUAUCCAAGGAAAUAAUGUGAAUGCGAGGAAAUGUCUUUAGAGCACAGGGACAGAGGGGGAAAUAAGAGGAGGAGAAAGCUCUCUAUACCAAAGACUGAAAAAAAAAUCCUGUCUGUUUUUGUAUUUAUUAUAUGUAUUUAUGUGGGUGAUUUGAUAACAAGUUUAAUAUAAAGGGAUUUGGGAGUUUGGUCAGUGGGGUUGGUUUGUGAUCCAGGAAUAAACCUCGUGGAUGUGGCUGUUUAUGAAA